Molecule: messenger RNA, 969 nt
Organism: Callorhinchus milii (elephant shark)
Lineage: Eukaryota; Metazoa; Chordata; Chondrichthyes; Chimaeriformes; Callorhinchidae
Exons: 8
Coding region: 1-969 (322 amino acids)
Source: RefSeq, a predicted model, not a curated record
AUGGUUAGAUACUUGGAUAGUAACGAUAUUAAGGGUUAUGAAGACAAAAAAAACACAAAAUUUGUUGUUAAAAACUUACUUGGAAUAAAAGCGGUUCAAGGUUCAAUGGGACAUAAGCCAAUGAUCAAUGAAGAGAUAUGGAUGAAGGCAACGAGUAUCGAGAAUCUUUCCAUGCCAUGGCUGAUGUCUGGGAGGAAUCUGACAAAACAUCCCUUAACUCUUCUAGACCUUUGCUACGGCAAGAUGGACAACCUUAACUUUCAGCAGGUGAGUGCCCUGGAAUCAAAACUCAGCAGGUUAUACAGACACUUAAAUGCCAUCAAACAUACGCUGAGUCUCAUUCUUGCACCAGGUCAAGAGUCCCAUGAGUAUGCCCGUCACAUCCUCCCAAAUGUCAUCUAUGCUAGGCUGCUGAAUCACGCGGGCAGAUGUAACCAAUCACUGGAAGAAUGCUGUACGGAUCUGUUGACCCUCACAUUGAUCAUGCCAUCUGCUCCAUGGGCAAAAUUGGAACAUGAAGUCUGCCAGGAAUUCACUGUGGAGAAUAUGAUUUCAGCAUUGCCUACAUUCCCUAAGGGCGCCCCUCAACAGCGAGCAAAGAGGGCCGUGGAAGCCUUGGUAAAGGCAGCAAACUACUCCAGGCUAAUGGCUAUGCAGCAGGUUACAGCUUUACAGUCUGAACUGGAUUUCCACAAGUGCCUGUACAACAUUCAGAUCAAAUACACAGAGUCACUUUUCCAAGGAAUCAAACAGGCAUACCAUGCUUUUCAAGCAAAUGUAGCUGAGAUCCUAUGUUUACCACUGCAAGAUGUGCUCACCUCCUAUACAAACCUCAAAGUGACAGCCUCGGAAACAGCACUGGGAGACUUUUUAGCUGUUUUUAAAAAUAAUGUCGAACAGAUGCAAGAUGCAGUAAGUGCACUGACGCCCUCCCCAAUCCAACAAAAUGAUGCCGGGUGCCUGACAUAA